Striga asiatica is the source of this 2057-nucleotide messenger RNA. The record is from the annotation of a GenBank genome assembly. Lineage: Eukaryota; Viridiplantae; Streptophyta; Magnoliopsida; Lamiales; Orobanchaceae.
CGGAGAUUCUUAACUGCUAUUGGCUCCACCAAAUCUGGAGUGGGCCACUAUUGGCCCUCUUAUCUUUUUUCACACAUAGAAAGAUGAAAUAGCAGAACACUUAAAAUAGGUCAGAAAGAGAUUGAUCGAUUGAUUUGAUACGCAGGAAACAGUGUACAUAAUUAUUAUUAUAGUUAUUUAUAAUUAUAUUUAUUAGAGUCUCAAGAGAGUGAGAAGAAUAGAGAGAAAGGUAAGGUUGGCGGAGAAAAAUGGAGUCCGCUAAACUCAGGCUCCUUGCUCUGCUGCCUCUGCUUGCAUCUAUUAUUCUCCUCUAUUUCGAUUUUUUCCCACAGGCAUACAGAAGCAACUGCAGCCUUACAGAGUAUAGACAUUUUUGGAUAGCUAGCAAACGUAUCGUGACACCUAGUGCAGUAAUUUCUGGUGCAGUUGAAGUAAAAGGAGGGAAGAUUGUAUCUGUUGUCGAAGGAGAUGAUUGGCGAGGAAAAACUUGGACUAAUCAAGUUAUGGAUUAUGGGGAAGCUGUUGUUAUGCCAGGAUUGAUUGAUGUGCAUGCACAUCUUGACGAUCCAGGAAGAACAGAAUGGGAAGGAUUCCCGUCUGGAACAAGAGCAGCCGCUGCUGGUGGAAUCACGACAUUGAUCGACAUGCCACUGAAUAGUGAUCCAUCCACGACCUCGGAAGAAACACUCAAACUUAAAAUCAAGGCCGCUCAAAAGAGGAUUUUCGUUGAUGUUGGUUUUUGGGGAGGUCUGGUUCCGGAAAAUGCACAGAAUACAACUAUUUUGGAGCGUCUUCUUGAAGCUGGAGCACUUGGCUUGAAGUCUUUCAUGUGCCCUUCAGGAAUAAACGAUUUUCCCAUGACAAACGCCAGCCAUAUAAAGGAAGGGCUUUCUGUGCUAGCAAAAUACAAAAGGCCACUUCUUGUUCAUGCCGAGAAAAUCCCACAGGAAACUGAAGAGGAUCAAGAAUUUGGCGACCCCCGAUCUUACUCCACAUAUCUCAAGACUAGGCCUGCCUCCUGGGAAGAAGGAGCAAUAAGUGAGCUAUUAACUGUAACAAAGGAUACCCAAUCAGGAGGCCCAGCUGAUGGAGCUCAUCUUCACAUUGUUCAUCUUGCUGAUGCCAGGUCCUCUUUACAACUCAUUAAGGAAGCUAAAAGUAGAGGUGAUAGCAUUACAGUUGAAACUUGCCCUCACUAUUUGGCCUUUUCGGCUGAAGAUAUACUCGAUGGAGACACUCGAUUCAAGUGUGCUCCACCUAUUCGUGAUGCGGAUAAUCGAGAAAAGCUAUGGGAAGCUCUGCUGGAUGGGCACAUUGAUAUGUUGAGUUCUGAUCACUCGCCUUCGGUUCCGGAGCUUAAACUCUUCGGCGAGGGUGACUUUCUGAGGGCGUGGGGUGGUAUUUCGUCUUUGCAGUUUGUUCUCCCUGUGACAUGGACGUUCGGACUUAAACAUGGAAUCAGUCUCAAUCAGUUAGUUUCAUGGUGGAGUGAGAAGCCGGCAAAGCUUGCAGGACAACAUCUUAAGGGGGCAAUUGCAAAUGGGUUUCAUGCUGAUAUUGUUGUGUGGGAUCCUGAACUGGAAUUUGAACUUGACGAUAAUCACCCUAUAUACAUUAAGCAUCCGAAUAUCUCGGCCUACAUGGGAUCGAAACUCAGCGGAAAAGUUUUAGCAACCUUUGCAAGAGGCAACCUUGUGUACAAAGAGGGAAAACAUGCUCCUAUUGCUUGUGGUGUUCCAAUAUUGGCUUCAUAAAAGGUUUGUCAUGCAUCAAUGGCUCCCAAGAUGGUUUAAUCUCUCUCAGAAUUCAGAAAAUAGAAUUGGCUGUGAAUUGCUUCUAUUGUGUGUGUGUGUGUGUGUUUUUUUUCUUUUUGUUUUUCUUACAAAAGCUUCAAGUGUAGAUAAUAUUUUUAGACUUGACUGUAGGGUAAGAAUGUGGUCUGAUGAUUGUCACACUGUAGUGACAAAUAUACUUACGCUUAAUAAAAUGUUUUUGAUUCAGUUUAACAAACAUCAAAGCUGUUUGAACAUGAAAUCUGGGACAGUGGCCGCUUUACU